AUGGCAGUAGAUUUCGUAGCACCAAACAUUGUCAAUGGAGAAAUUGAAAUCCUUAUUGAGGAUACUGAUGUAGUGGAAAAACUGGAAUUUUGGGACAAUGCUUCAAUCCUGUUUGCUCUUGGACAAAAUCUUUCCAUGAAUGCAGUAAGAAUAUUCAUGGAAAAGACUUGGAACUUUGUUGCUAUGCCUGAACUCUAUUACAAUGAUGAAGGGUAUUUUGUGUUGCGGUUCAAGAACAACGAGGAUAAGGAGAAGAUCAUGGAACAGGGUCCGUACUUUAUCUAUGGUAAACCUAUCUUCUUGCGUUAUUGGACGACUGAUUUUGAGAUUAAGGAGGAUUUGCUUCAUGUGCUUCCUUUAUGGAUAACAUUGCCGAAUUUACCGUUACACCUAGGUGGGGAGAAAAGCAUUUCGAAGAUUACUAGUGCAGUUGGAAAGCCGAUCACAACGGAUAAGUGCACUGCUAAGAAGCUGCGAAUAUCCUAUGCUAGGGUAUUGGUUGAAGUUGAUAUAACACAAAAGAUGAGAGACAAAGUCUGCAUAAAGGACCAUAAUGGAAGAAUCCUUGAACAAAAAAUCGAAUAUGAAUGGAAACCUGUUUAUUGCCAAUCGUGUUUGAGAAUUAGCCAUGAUUGUACUUUAAAGAAGAAUGCCCAGCAGAAGCCUCCUCCAACAAAGUUAUGGAAGCCAAUCAACAGCAAUAAACCCAUGGAGGAAACCCAAGUAAUAGACAACAUACAGCCAGAAGAUAUUCAAAAUAAUGCAUGA
Molecule: messenger RNA, 768 nt
Organism: Lathyrus sativus (Indian pea)
Lineage: Eukaryota; Viridiplantae; Streptophyta; Magnoliopsida; Fabales; Fabaceae
Source: the annotation of a GenBank genome assembly